Molecule: messenger RNA, 5145 nt
Organism: Lineus longissimus
Lineage: Eukaryota; Metazoa; Nemertea; Pilidiophora; Heteronemertea; Lineidae
Product: E3 ubiquitin-protein ligase RNF123-like
Exons: 31
Coding region: 71-3745 (1224 amino acids)
Cellular component (GO): cytoplasm
Molecular function (GO): protein binding; ubiquitin-protein transferase activity
Source: RefSeq, a predicted model, not a curated record
UGGCGACUACCAUGAAAGUGAAAAAAUGCAUAGUAAACAAUCGAAUUUAAACUCAAAUUCUUGAUAAACUAUGGCAGAUAGCGGCGAGAAAAAGGUUGAUUUUGGAGGGGCAAUUCAAAAAGAAAAGAAAAAGCCAAGCGAUUCAGUGAUCAAGGAUGUAGAGGCAGCGAGGUUGAUCAACCAUGUGUUCCAGCCAAGCCUGGCAACUAGUGAUCCCCUGGGUUUCCACAAUCUGUGUGAGCAUAUUGAUAAGUGCCUAGAUGAAGCAGCAAAUGGUGUCAAAGAUGUGGUCAGUAACUCUGCACAGACUGGAAGGAUUGGACCCGACGUAGCCGUCCUGGAUAUUGGUGCCAAUGUCGGCACUCUAUUCAUAGAGGCAGAUAAACUCGGGGUGACAAGCCAUAGUAACUUCAGCACAAUUCGUGCAAAUACUUGUGUCUGUCAAGGAAAAUGGAUCUACGAGGUGAUGCUUGGAUCGAAGGGUGUUAUGCAGCUUGGGUGGUCGACGUUAGACUGCAAGUUCUCACAAGAGGAGGGCGUUGGUGACACGUCAGAUUCCUAUGCAUAUGACGGCAAUCGGCUACGCAAGUGGAACGUCAAAACACAAAAAUAUGGAGAGGCCUGGUUAACAGGGGAUGUGAUAAGUUGUGGUAUAGACUGUGAUAAAGGAACAAUAUCGUUUUAUAGGAAUGGGCGAGGCCUUGGAAAAGCUUUCACAAGUAUACGAAGUGGAAAGGGCCUAGCGUACUUCCCGGCCGUUAGUCUCUCCAUGGGUGAAAACCUCAGGGUGAACUUUGGUGCUACGCCUCUACGCUAUCCGAUAGAGGGCUACCGUCCACUGCAAGAGCCGCCGCACGUCGAUUUGGCAAAAGCUCAGGUUCUCUUCGGAUACCUCGAUAGACUUCUCAUACCCACCUUAAUGGUGAAGGAAAAGUCUUUAUCAACCCGACCGCCUUUAAUAUCCGAACCAAGAAGUCCGAAGUCAAGCUGCCUGCUGGUCGCUGCUCACAUUCUGGAAAAAUUAGCUCCGCUGUUGAGGAAAGCUUACAUUGUUGAGGAUUGCCUGUUGAAAUUCAUGCUGAAAUUCUGUGAUGCAAGAAGCCAUUCGUUCGAGCAGCCAUACAUCGAGAAGACCCUGGACCUCAUUUGGUCAUUUUUACAGGAUUUUGAAUAUCGCACAUGUCUUGAACACCUUGUGGUUACUCUGCUGGCUGCCUAUAGAUUCUCCCCUGUCCUACCUGAUUUCAAGUUUCAGAAAAUGUACCUAAUUCUGACCCUGGCAGUAUUACGACACGACCGAACCCGACGGUUCUUACUCAAACAUGUAUUAUUUGAUAAAAUCAAGUUCCCUAUAUUUCUGCACGUGAAGCCCCCAGAUGACACAGGACUGGCUGAGGUUAUCCCCACAGUGUGGUGGGGCUUCCCGAAGAAGGACGAUGAUGAAGACACUGUACCAGAGGAUGAAGAGGAGAGGAAGCGGAGAGAGAUUUAUCUCGGGGCGUGUCAAGACCUGAGGGAAAAAGUUGCCGUCCUGGAGAAAAUCCAAGUUGAGAUCCUAAAAGUAUUACUACAAAUGGAGGACAACACAAAAGGUCCCUCAUCCAGGGUGAUUUUCCUGGGGAAACUACGGGAGUUCCUCAAAGAAAACUUUGAUUCCGGCCGAGUCAUGAUGGGGUAUAACCAAGCGCCACUACCCGUGACACUGUGUUUCUUCCAUCGCCUCCUUCAAGCGCUCAGAUUUUACUGGGAUGAAUACCAUGCAAGGAACCCCAGUGAUGAUAUACCUGAUGGUGCUGAUGCCUUCGUUCCCUGCCAUAGAUUUUUUGACAACACAUUGGUCUAUUUUGAGGGUCAGAGACUUGGAGGACUGAUGACCCACCUGCAGAAAACAUUCAAAGAAGAAACCCACAAGGCCUUAGAAGAAGCUGGUAUAGAGAAGGCCAAGGACGCGACCGAGACAAUGUACGACCGCCUCACCGGUUUACGGUCGUUGAAAUUAUUGGUGAAGUGGAAAUACCAGGACAAGGAGAAGGACAAAACGGCAGAGAAUGCCGAGCGUCUAGUCACCGAGAAAGCAUCACUGUCGGAAAUCUUGGACGGCCUUAUUAUGAUGUACCAUAUUGCAGCUCACAAACAGUUAGGAAAGAUGUGCACACUACGAGAGACUGUCCAGGAGUAUGUGAAUGCCUUACAGGAAACCAAGGAGAAAUUAGAAAAGUGUUCAGAUGAGAUGACAGACGUCCGGGAAGAACUUGAACGUGCCAAGACGGUGUUUGAGGAAAAAGCAUCAGAGCAGUCUCGCCACAUGGCUUGGAUCAUCGCCGUUAUCUAUUCUCAGGAGAAGCAAGCAGACGUUUACUGGCUUCACAAGGUCGUUUUACGGACUAUAGAGGUCACCGAUGCCAAGGGGUCACUCCUGGCGUUCAUUCCUGAUUUCUACGUCGACGUGUGUGUCAAUACCUGUAUAGCGUUGCGAACAUUCUUUCAUCCCACAGUGCCUGUUAUGUCGCUUCCAGCCUACACUGAAAGCCUGAAAAAGUUUGCCAUAUUCCUUGCCAAGUAUUUCUCCGAUUCUCGGAUAGUCAACACAGAUUCUAAGGACACGAUCAUUCAGACGUUAGCCACCUUUGUUUGUUUUCACUCAUCACUUCGAGCCAUGGAAUCGAUACCAGUUGAAAAUUGUAUGAACCUUGUACGAAACCUCCUUGCACCGUAUGAAAACAGAUCGUGGGCUCAGACGAACUGGAUACUGGUCCGGUUCUGGAAGGGUUGUGGCUUUGCCUUUCGGUAUACGCAGCCUCCACAUCUGACAAGCAAGUCGCAAGUUAUGGAAUUGUUAAACAGGGUGUGUCCAUCAGUAUUUUACCAGAGCAGAGUGAAGGAGUACCUCAAAUCAGACUGGGUUAAGUCGGUCAAGUUCCUGGACAGUUUGCUGAACCAGCUCAACUGGGCAUUUUCAGAGUUUGUUGGCAUGCUACAGGAGCUCCAACAGUUCAUCUUCCGGAGGGAGCGCGUCUUCAUCGACAACCGCCAACUAAAAAUCUGUUCAACGUGUUUUGAUAUCUCCGUACGUCUGCUACGAGUUCUUGAGAUGAUCGUGACGCUAGUGCCGGAUUUCUUCACCGAUUGGUCGAAAUCGUCCGCAGAAUCGCUCAUCGCGAGGCUGUUCCAGCUGCUCUGUCAGGUGUUGAAUCGCGUCGUGUCGCAGAGCGGCGUGUUCGAUAAUGUUGUCGCAGCGGAGAUGCCAGGAAUGGAGAGCGUGGAUCACUUCCCCAUCCUGACGUCAGUCGUCGGGAUAAUGGCACAGUUAAUCAUGAAGGGAAACCCUAAAAGCCGUGAAUGUGCUACUGCCGCGCUCCUCGCCGACCCAGGAUUCCAAAUCUCUGCCCUCGAAUUCUUAUUCGGCGGAAAAUCAGAAGGUGCUACUCAGUUAGAUAAGAAACAGUUCAAUCUUAGGAAAUACCCAAAGGAUGUGUCAGCAACGGAAGUUCAGUUGGUUGAAGAAAUGAUCGAAUACUUGUCCAAACAGCAAUCAGUAGAAAAAAAGGUCACAGAGUCGCUUGAUGAAGAUGAGUUGUGCACGAUAUGUUACGCUUAUGCCAGAUCGUGUACCUUCAAGCCAUGUGGCCACCAGUCCUGCAGUAAAUGCAUCUCCCGUCAUCUGCUCACCAAGAAGGAUUGCUUCUUCUGCAAGGCAACUGUAGACACUGUGGAAGGAAUCAACGGAAAACCAGCAAAGUUUUGAGAAUCAAAUUUUUAUACUCUCAUUUCACUGCUAUAAGGUCUGUCGUAAAUAUUCAUCUCUCCCACCGUUGUCUUUCUACAUUAAACAUAGCUGUCCGAAGAAUGCCAGGCUUGGCAUUGAUGACAAAUGCACCAAACAAUAUCAAAAGUAUGCCAAUAAUGCAAUGUAUUUUUUCACCGAAGUGCUCAGUUGGACAGUGACCUUAUAUAAUUGAAAGGAGACGAUUUUCUUUUCUGUUGGCAAACACUAGGAAUUUGGCUGAUGAAUUUAAUUUUGUAUCAAAAUGUUCCAAUAUGCUUUUGUUAUGUCACUUGAAAGCACCUGUUCCGUUAAGGAACCUUUUCUCCCCAAGUCGCUUCUGGGAUCUACUACAUGUAGGGGAGCCCUGCUAGAGGCAAGUAGUCUCACCCUAACCAUGCUAUUGCUAAGUCCCUGCUAUGUAUUUUUGUCAUGCUAGCUUUUCAAGCUUCAGUUCAGUCACCUAGGCCUAUGUUAGGAGUGUGUCAGAAUCAAGUUAUCUAAUGUAGUAGGUCAUUCAAUAUAAGUACUAAGUAUACUUUACAAUAGUAUACUUUAGAAUCUAUACUUUGUACUGAUAUUGAAGGGUGAUGUUGGAAUUGAAUUUAAGUGCGUGUAACCCCAUUCAAUUCACAAUAAGCCAGUUACUGCUUUGAGACCAGAGAGAUUGUGCAUCAUUUACAACUCUUAACUUUAAUCAUGGGAUGUCCUUCUUAAUUCAAAUUUUUCGUUGUCCAUAUCUUUUUGCCAAAUCAUGUUUUAUCAUUCAAUAGGGUUGCAAAGAAAUGGUGCUUCAGAUUGAAUUGGCUGUAACAUUGCAAAAUAGUUUAUAAGUUAAGUCCAUCAUGGUUUUAUAGUUUGCUUGAAAUGUUAUUUCUUGAAGAAGGGGACUACUGGCCGGAGCCAGGCAGCAGAUUUAGUAAACAAAGUCGCAGAUAGGUGUCUCAACUGUCGUACUGUACUUCAGCACUGUAUACUAAAUAGCCACAAGCCAGGUUGGUCAGAUUUAGUAACAGUGUGUUGCCGAUAGGGGUCUCCUAUCUCACAGUAUAUCAAAACUAUUCACAUCUGCACUGGGACUUGAACACGAUCCAGGCCCCCAAUUGCGCAUGCAAGUCACCUGAAAACUGUUAAUUUCCUCCUCCUGCCUAUGGUCCUCCUUUGAGUGAGGAGAUGGGAUGCACAAGCCUUAGUUUUUACACGCUUUUAUUCAUUGCAUGUUUUUUGAAUGAAAUGUGUUUCGACAGGACUUUUUUCACGACCCACGGCAGACGUGGUUGACUGGUUUGUAUUAAAAUAAAGUUCAGAUGGUCAACACGUUGAUGUAAAUGUUCUUGUAUAUUACCAAUGCACAUCUUUGUGAUAAAUAAAUAAUGUAUCUA